Oxyura jamaicensis (ruddy duck) is the source of this 2205-nucleotide messenger RNA. RefSeq names its product guanylin-like. Lineage: Eukaryota; Metazoa; Chordata; Aves; Anseriformes; Anatidae. Bases 1263 to 1595 code for a protein of 110 amino acids. The transcript has 3 exons. Gene Ontology annotation, cellular component: extracellular region. The record is from RefSeq and is a predicted model, not a curated record. Gene Ontology annotation, molecular function: guanylate cyclase activator activity.
AGGGAUAUUCCCCUGAUAAUAUUAAAGGGACAUGGCCCAGAAGAGCAGAGAGGGGAUCAGGAAAGCUGAGACACAGCUGCAGGUGAAUUUGCCUAGAGAUGCAAAAAAAAAAAUAAGAAGGGUUUCUUUAACUACAUAGGACAACAAAGGAAGGUAAAAGAAACUGUACUGUCCAUGAUGAGUGAAAUGGGAGGCCUGUCUACAGCUGGGAUGGAGAAGACAGAGGCACUUAACAACUUUUUUUUGCCUCAAUCUUCACCAGCAAGUGCUCUCACAAAACUGCUCGAUAUUCACAGAGAGCAUCGGGGUUGUUUGGCUCUGGGGAGACCUUAUAGCGGCCUUCCUGUACCCAAAGGGAGCCUAAAGGAAAGACUGGGAGAGACACUAGGAGGGCACCCCAGAAACCUGUAAAACCAGGGCCCAAAGCUCUCAUUAAAUGUCCAAAUCCGCUUAUUAGAGAAUAAGAGAAAAUAAAUAUCCACGUACUAUUUCCACGUUUCUGGAUAAGAUUGAAAGCCACAGAGAAAUAGAUUUGUUGCAUUGAAGCCUUUAUCUUUAAUGACAACCCCUGUAAUGUCUGCGUUUUAAUUAGGUGCUGCAAAAAGCAAGAUGACACUGUAUCUGCUGACACUCAGGCACACCCUGUGUUCAUCUGCUCCAGAGCGUUGCUCCCCUCUCGGUAUUGGAGUCGCCAGAAGAACUGCGUGCUCAGCAAUCGAUUCAGAACUGACUGGCCGCCAAUCAGUGCAAGAGAUCAAUUUCUUCAAUUGUUUAUUAAUUUGCCUGCUUCCAAAUCAUAGAAUCACAGAAUCAUUAAGGUUGGAUAAGACCUCCAAGAUCAUCUUUGCCCAUACAUCCCCCACAUGGAGACUUAGUUUUGGAUGCUUUGUUAGAACUAAGACCAAACUUUCCUAUUUGUGUGCCGUAGGCUGCAAUGAUUUUCCUGCCUGUCUUGGCCACUUUCUGAAAGUGGGAGAGAGUCAUAAACACCAGUAUUUGCCUGGGUGUGACUGUCCUGCUCUGCCAAGGAGUAGAUAACUGGUAGUCCGCUGAAGGUUUAUUGUAUGUCUAUAAGGAGUUUAGGUUAAUGGAUUACCAAGCCAGCGCUGUGUAAAGGCUUUAUAAAGCUUAUUUUUUUUUGCACCGGGGAGAUAGAACUCUGACAACUAGAGCAAAUCUGAGAGACACAAAGGAAGGACAGUGAAAUACCAAAGCAAGAGAAAAUAUAUUCAGGUUAGGAGAGGCUACGCUUUGUAGGCACUAUGAAAGGCUUUCUUUCCUUUACAGUCCUUAUUCUCCUUUCACUGGUGCACAGCUCCCAAGGAGUCUAUGUCCAGGAUGGCGACUUGAAAUUCUCCCUUGAAUCUGUGAAGAAGCUAAAGGAGCUUAUGGAUGAGAACAGAAGCAUUAAUCCUCGCAUGGUGGUUUCAAAGACUACCUAUUCUCCAUGCAAAGAAAAAGAUCUUCCUGAGGAGUUCCAAGCUGUGUGCAAAAGAGAAGAUGCACCCAUGAUUUUCGAGAGGCUGAGCGCGGCUGUCAGCGAAGCUGAUUUGUGCGAAAUCUGUGCCAAUGCUGCCUGCUCUGGUUGCUUUUGAAAAAGGAUGAAACAAUCCGAAGAAGAUGUGCCAAGUUUGUGCAUUUGUGUUGCAAGAUCACAUACCCUCAAAAAUCAAUAUUUAAUCUCCAUCUCCACUGUAGUCAAACUGAAGCUAUUGCCUCAUGUAGACAUGCUAGGGGGGAUCUUUUCCAGCACAUUUAUCCAACUGGUUGGAUAAAUACCUGUGCCUGUAGGUCUGCAUGUGGUAUGUGUAUGUUUGUAACAGAACUGUAGCAUGCAACUUGGGGACAAGUUUUAAGUGUCUAGCUACACUUUCAUACCUGGAAAAUUCUCCAUCUGUUACUUGUACUAAUAGUUUAUUGCCAAUUUAUGGAAUGGAGGUGGACAAGCACUGUAGCUAGUAACAUUUUCCUCAUAGUUGUAUAGAAGUUCCCUUCUGUCGAUGGAUUUUCAUGUUCGUUAAGCUCUAUUUAGGAGACAGGAUGUCCAAACUGCAAUGUUGGCAUUGACAUGAGAGCAUUUAUGUUUUUGUCGUUUUGUUUUGUUGUGUGGUGUGUGUGUUUUUGGUGGCAAUAUUGUGAAGAAAGGGUCUGCCCAUGUUUGUACGCUACUGUACAUGAAAUAAAAGCUCGUGACAAUUUUGUGGG